This is a messenger RNA of Pogona vitticeps (central bearded dragon), 658 nucleotides long. RefSeq names its product adrenomedullin (gene ADM). NCBI's taxonomy places the organism in Eukaryota, Metazoa, Chordata, Lepidosauria, Squamata, Agamidae. Gene Ontology annotation, biological process: adenylate cyclase-activating G protein-coupled receptor signaling pathway; regulation of systemic arterial blood pressure; adrenomedullin receptor signaling pathway. Gene Ontology annotation, molecular function: adrenomedullin receptor binding; hormone activity. The record is from RefSeq and is a predicted model, not a curated record. Gene Ontology annotation, cellular component: extracellular region.
CGGACAGUCAGUUGUAACUUCAGUGGUGCGAGCAAGGAAGUCUCAGAGCGGAGCAGUCCCUGAAGGAUCUGUGCUUGUUUUUUGUUUUUUUGACAUUUUGAAGAUCUGUCCUCAACCUCCGUGGAUUAUCAUCAGUACCAGGAUGAAAGUGCUUUCCCUCGCCCUGCUGUACUUGGGCUCCGUCUCCUUUCUCGGAGUGGAAGCUGCCAAGCUGGACCUGGCGUCAGACUUCAAGAGAAAGUGGACCCAAUGGGAGCAGAGGCGAGCCCGGCGGGACCUCGCCUUCGCCGCCGCGACGCUGACCGCGGCAGGAGCGGCUGAUGCAAGCUUGUUGUCUCUCAUCCGCACCCAGGACGUGAAAGGCGAGCCCGGAAUGUCGCAGCCCAGCAGUCCCGAGGAGCGCCAUAUCCGCGUGAAGCGGUACCGCCAGAACACCAACACCUUCAGCCUGCGCUUGGGCUGCCGCCUGGGGACGUGCAACACGCAGAACCUGGCGCACAUGAUCUACCACCUGACGGACAAGGACAAAGACAGCACCCCUCCGGCCAACAAACUCAGCGCUCUGAACGGGUUUACCUUCUUUGCCCCUGUGAUUUCAUUACCAGAGAAUGUGAAAGCUCAGAACAAUGAGAUUUCUGGCCCAGUUGGACAUAGCUGA